AUGACUGUACUGGAGAUCACUGUACUGGAGACCCCUGUACUGCGGACCCCUGUACUGGAGACCCCUGUACUACAGACCCCUGUAUUGGAGACCCUUGUACUGCAGACCCCUGUACUGGAGACCCCUGUACUGAAGAUCACUGUACUGGAGACCCCUGUACUACAGACCCCUGUACUGGAGACCACUGUGCUCGAAACCCAUGUACUGCGGACCCCUGUAUUGCAGACCACUGCACUGGGGACCCCUGUUCUGCGGACCCCUGUAUUGCAGACUCUUGUACUGGUGACCUGUGUACUGCUGACCCUUGUACUGGGGACCCCUCUGGUACGGACCCCUUUACUGCAGACCACUGUACUCAAAACUUCUGUACUGCAGACCCCUGUACUAGAGACCCCUGUACUGGAGAUCACUGUACUGCAGACCCCUACACUGGAGAUCACUGUACUCGAGAUCCCUGUACCGCAGACCCCUGUACUGGAGACCACUGUACUGGGGACCCAUGUACUGCGGACCCCUGUACUUGAGACCACUGUACUGGGGACCCAUGUACUGCGGACCCCUGUACUGGAGACCACUGUAUUGGGGACCCCUGUACUGCAGACCACUGUAAUGGAGACCCCUGUACUGCAGACCCUUGUACUGGAGACCAAUGUAUUAAAGACCCUUGUACUGGAGACCCCUGUACUAGAGACCCCUGUAUUAAAGACCCUUGUACUGGAGACCCCUGUACUAGAGACCCCUGUAUUAAAGACCCUUGUACUGGAGACCCCUGUAUUAAAGACCCUUGUACUGGAGACCCCUGUAUUAAAGACCCUUGUACUGGAGACCCCUGUACUGGAGACCCCUGUAUUAAGGACCCUUGUAGUAGUCUAUGGCCAUGUAUAG
Molecule: messenger RNA, 885 nt
Organism: Rana temporaria (common frog)
Lineage: Eukaryota; Metazoa; Chordata; Amphibia; Anura; Ranidae
Exons: 1
Coding region: 1-885 (294 amino acids)
Source: RefSeq, a predicted model, not a curated record